GAGCGCCAUUCGUCGAGUCGUCCAGGGGGUUCGCCAUACUGAUCUCAGGCCCAGAGCUGAUUAUCUUGGAUGCCACACGGUCUUUCCCUCCUUUCUAUCCUUCCCGUCGUCACAGCUAUCUUCGUCAUCCUCUGGUUCCCGGAAUCCGUGACCCAUCUCGCGACACUCACGACCACGAACUCCUCUUCUACUUCUACGACCAUGGCGGCCUACACGCAAGACACCAUCAUGCUGUUUGGAGACUCGAUUACUCAGGGAGCUUGGGAGCCUGGCAAGGAUGGCUUUGGCACUCGUUUAGCUCAUGUCUACGCGCGCAAACUCGAUGUGCUCAAUCGCGGACUCUCUGGCUACAACACCGAGUGGGCUAUCCCAGUCUUCGAGAAGGUCUUCGCCACCAAAGACCAACAAGCGCACGUCCCCAAAGUCCGCCUCCUCACCAUCUGGUUCGGCGCCAACGACGCCUGCAUCAAGCCCUCCCCUCAACACGUCUCCCUCCCCAAAUUCACUGCCAACCUCAAGCACCUCAUCUCCCUCGUCCGCUCCCCUACCUCCACCCACUACUCCCCCGACACCAAGAUUCUGCUCAUUACGCCGCCCCCGGUGAACACGCUGCAGCGCGGCGCGGACCUGCGCGCGCGGGACCCGCCGAAGGAGCUUGAUCGGGAGUUUAAGGUGACGGAGGCGUAUGCGCAGGCGGUGAGGGAUGUGGGGAGGGAGGAGAGGGUGCCGGUGGUGGAUGUCUUUCAGGCAAUUUGGAGUGCGGCGGGGGAGAAGGAGGAGGAGCUGGCGAAGUUCUUGGGUGAUGGGCUGCACUUGAAUGCCGUGGGGUACGAGAUUAUGUAUGUCGAGCUCCUGAAGGUGAUCAAGGAGAAGUAUCCAGAGCUGGACCCGGACAACUUACGAUACUCAUUCCCUAGAUGGGACGAGGUCGACUGGACGAACCCUGCGCCAUCAGUCAAGCAGCGGUCGAUAGAAAUCCCUCAAUAGAAAUCGAGAGUCGCUGUGCCUGCUGCAUCCACACUUGUGACUUGUCAAUCUCAAUGCGCAGAGACAUCCAUUUUCAAUGGAACGAAGGCACCGCCUCUAAGAGUAGUCCACCGCCGAAAGAAGGAAGAGUAGAGCCCACGGUAUACUACCUACCUGACUAUAUGCGCGCCAGGUACAAGAGAAACACCGGCAGCGGCCAACGGACGACUGUCCAUGGCCCACUGAGCGGUGUUACCUUUUGACCGGCGGCAGCCGCAGCAGAACCCUGUCAUACAAGCUGCGUAAUAAAGCCGGUAGAUUUACGAGUGGGA
This is a messenger RNA of Schizophyllum commune H4-8, 1298 nucleotides long. Its product is annotated as SGNH hydrolase. The record is from RefSeq and is a predicted model, not a curated record. The transcript has 5 exons. Lineage: Eukaryota; Fungi; Basidiomycota; Agaricomycetes; Agaricales; Schizophyllaceae. The coding region runs from base 70 to 987 and encodes 305 amino acids.